Centropristis striata (black sea bass) is the source of this 2146-nucleotide messenger RNA. RefSeq names its product peroxisomal trans-2-enoyl-CoA reductase (gene pecr). Gene Ontology annotation, molecular function: trans-2-enoyl-CoA reductase (NADPH) activity. Bases 17 to 913 code for a protein of 298 amino acids. Lineage: Eukaryota; Metazoa; Chordata; Actinopteri; Perciformes; Serranidae. Gene Ontology annotation, biological process: phytol metabolic process. The record is from RefSeq and is a predicted model, not a curated record. Gene Ontology annotation, cellular component: peroxisome. The transcript is spliced from 8 exons.
UCAGACAGAAACAAACAUGGCGGCAUCCAGUGUGUUCAGACCGGGCUUGUUCAACCACAAAGUAGCGAUAGUGACGGGAGGAGGGACCGGGAUCGGGAGAGCCAUCUCUGCGGAGCUGCUGCAGCUCGGUUGUAAUGUGGUGAUCUCCAGUAGGAAAGCUGAGCGGCUGCAGGCAGCAGCGGAGGAGAUGAGGGAGGAGAUCCCCGCCUCCAGCCCCGCCACCAUCACUCCUCUCACAUGUAACAUCCGCAACGAGGACGAGGUAAAGACUCUCGUGUCAUCAGUCCUGCAGCGCUACGGCAGGAUCGACUUCCUGGUCAACAAUGGCGGAGGUCAGUUCAGCAGCCCGGUAGAAAACAUGUCCUCUAAAGGCUGGAAGGCUGUGGUGGACACCAACCUGACUGGGACCUUCCACUGCUGCCAGCAGGUCUACUCUGCCUGGAUGAAACAACACGGUGGAGUGAUCAUCAACAUCAUAGCUGACAUGUGGAAAGGUUUCCCCGGCAUGGCCCACACAGGAGCAGCCAGGGCAGCGGUGGACAACCUGACCAAGAGUCUGGCGGUGGAGUGGGCGUCUGCAGGGGUCCGGGUCAACGCUGUCGCUCCUGGAACAAUCUUCUCCAAAACGGCGAUGGAGAACUACAAGGAGCUGGGACCACACAUCUUCAAGAUGUCUGCUCCCUUUAGUCCUGCUAAGAGGCUCGGAGUCCCAGAGGAGAUCUCCUCCGCGGUGUGUUUCCUGCUCUCUCCUGCUGCCUCCUACGUCUCUGGAGCCACUCUGAGGGUCGACGCAGGACAGAGUCUCUACCACUCCAUGUGGGAGAUCCCCGACCACAGCGCCUGGCCUGAAGCUCCAGAGGGACAGAACCUGGACGCUCUGAAGGAUCUCCUCAACCCGAAGAGCAAACUCUGAUGCUCUUUUGUGGCUCAUACAGAUGCAUCUCAAUAAAUUAGAUCAGGGAUGGGCAACUUAAAUGCUGCAGGGGGCCACAAUGUUUCAUGUUCACUACCACAGGGCCACAUAUAGGAGCGUACACUUCACCAGAUAUGAUGAAACUGCUAUUUUAAAUAUGUUUACAGUGCAGUAACUUAACAUAUUUCAUGCUCAAAUGCAUGUAUAACAGUAUAAAUAGGAAUACAAAAGGUUUAAAGCAAAUAAAAAAUAACCACUUACUGUGAUUUAUUUUUUUUAGUGCAACAACAGCAGACCAACAUUAAUUACAAGAAGUAAUUUUGUGCAUUUUUACACUGAACUUUUAAGAUUUCAUGCUCAAAUGCAUGUAGUUGUACUGAGGGCCACUUCAAGUGAGGGUGAGGGCCGUAUGUGGCCCCCGGGCCUCCAGUUGCCCAUCCCUGCAUUAGAAUAUCAUAGAAAAGUUUAUUUGUGUCAGUAAUUCAAUUAAAAAAGUGGAAAUAACACAUUAUAUGUAGAUCCAUUACACACAAAAUGAAACAUUUCAUGUCUUCAUUUAUUUAAUUUCUUCUAAUUAUAAUGAUUAUGGCUUACAUUUAAUGAAGACCUAAAAGUCAGUGUCUCAAAAAAAAAUAAUAUUAUAAAAGACCAAUUUUAAAAAGAUUGUUUAAUAUGUAAAUGUUGUCCUCUGAACAGUAUGUCAUCUAUAUGACUCAAUACUUGGUUGACUUGAACUACUGGAAAUGGACUUUUCAUCAUAUUCUGAUUUAUUGAGAUGAAUCUGUACACACUCAUUGAUCAACAGGACAUUAAUCUGAACAGAGAUCACACUGUCACAGAAAUGAUGCACCACAGUGACUUGUUAUAUCACGGCGUGAUUUAUUAUUGCAGCUCUUGUACAUAAUUGUUUGUAAUUAAUAGCAACAUGAUUAACGAAUUAGUUUCUGUUUAAUGUGUGUAAAAUAUUUCCUUCCAAUGCCUUUGUAGGUUAGGUUUUUUCUAAAUCGCAAAUCUGUUUCAACAAAAAGACAGAAACAACAAAAGGAAAAUGAAAGGCAAUGAUACAUUUAUGUCUUUGAUGAAAUUGUUCAGUUUUAGCGUCUCUGGACUGUGCUCCGACUGAUGAGAUGAUAAAUCAACCCUUUGGUCAUGUAAUUCUUUCUAAGUCUAACAUUUGUGAUGUAAUGAUCAUGCAGAGAACAGAUGCCUUACAUUAAAUGCCUUUGAUACACA